CUGAUGUUGAUCUUGCAAAUUCUGAGGCGCUAAAAUCUGCGCGAAAAGUUGAUCCGUUGGGUCUGCGAACAAUUGGUGUGGUGACUAAAAUGGAUCUGGUGGAGCCCGAAAAUGGAGCCGCAAUUUUACGUAACACCGACUAUCCUUUGCAUUUGGGUUAUAUCGGGGUCGUCUGUAAGCCUCCCGCGAAGAGGAACAAUCAAAAGAACAUUUCAGCGGCUUUAAUGCAACAUGAGGAAGAAUUUUUCCGGAGCAAUUAUAUUUAUAGUCAGCGAGGUGUUCAAGUUGGUACUGGAAACUUGCGAAGGAAGUUAAUGGAAGUUCUAGAGGAAAGUAUGGCCAAAUCCUUAUUCUCAAUUGUUGGAGCUGUUCAGUUGGAAUUAGAAGAAGCGCGUUAUCAAUUCAAAGUACAAUAUAAUGACAGACGAAUCACAGCCGAAUCUUAUGUCGCAGAAACAAUUGAUAGCAUUAAACAUAAUUUCAAGGAUUUUUCACACUCUUUUGGGAAACCUCAAGUAAGACAUGAAGUUAGAACCAUGUUGGAACAACGAGUGUUGGAUCUAUGUGCUGAGUUGUACUGGACUGACAACAAGAUUAUGGAUUUGCAAAAAGCAUCAGCCGAUGACCUCUACUGGCAAUACAAGCUUGACAUGAUAUCCGCUGCUCUCACUAAAAGUGGGAUUGGUCGAACAAGCACUCAAUUGGUGGUAGACGUAUUGAUGGCAAAUAUGGAGAAAUUGGCAUCAAUGGAUCCGUUAAAUAAUCAUCCGGGCAAUAUUGCUUAUUGUCUG
Molecule: messenger RNA, 791 nt
Organism: Acaulospora morrowiae
Lineage: Eukaryota; Fungi; Glomeromycota; Glomeromycetes; Diversisporales; Acaulosporaceae
Source: the annotation of a GenBank genome assembly